AUGGGAAUCAAGGACAACCGCAUGAUGAUGCGCGGUCCGCAGCGGGCCCCGCGAACCGUCAUCGACCGCGCAUUGGUCAUUCUCGUCGCGCUGAUGUGGAUCGCGGUGGCGCUGACGUGGCAAGCGGCCCGCUGGAACAUUCAGAAAGCGCAAAAGGAAGCUUCCAACCCCGACCAGCGCGCGCAAGCGCAGAAGGGCGACUGGUGGGAGGAAUCCAUGGCUGGCAAGCAGAAGGCGAAAGAAGUGGCAGCGGCGAAAGCAGCAGCAGCUAAGGAAUCUGGAUACGACAGCCAGAUUACGAUCGGCAGGAGUGGAAGGGAGUACGGCGGGGUUAACAGCGGUGAGGGGGGGUCGCGGUAUGCUGCGCGCGCAACCGUGGGCGGGGAUUUGGGGGACCGGUUGUCGCUCGGGGGGGAUGAGUUGGAAGAUUAUGCACGUCAAGAUGUCGCUGUAGUUGAUAACACCAAACGGAGACGGAUGAAAGCUAGUAUCGGGGACGGGCACUCGGAUCGGUCGCGGAUAUGGCAUCCGGUGACGGAAGACGACGACAUUCAAGACGUGCCUAUAGACGGGUUGGAGGAGGUGAGGGAGGAGGUUAAGGGGCGGCAUCUGGUGUUUUCAUUUGAAGAGGAAGUGAGCAGUGAUGACGUGGCGCCUGCAUCUGUUAUCAGCAGGUGA
Messenger RNA from Closterium sp. Naga37s-1, 678 nucleotides. The record is from the annotation of a GenBank genome assembly. NCBI's taxonomy places the organism in Eukaryota, Viridiplantae, Streptophyta, Zygnematophyceae, Desmidiales, Closteriaceae.